AUGAACAGCACCCCAAGGGAUACCCAGACCCCAAGCUACCGAGAGUGCCUCCUGCCUUCUGUGGCCCGGACCCUCUCUGUCACCCAGGUCACGCCAGCUAAGAAGAUAACUUUCCUCAAGCGAGGGGAUCCUCGGUUUUCUGGGGUUCGCCUGGCUGUCCACCAACGCACUUUCAAGAGCUUGGGCACGCUGAUGGAUGAGCUCUCCCAGCGCGUGCCCCUCUCCUUUGGGGUGCGCUCCGUCACCACGCCCCGGGGCCUGCAUGAUCUCAGCGCCCUGGAGCAGCUGGAGGAUGGUGGUCGCUACCUCUGCUCUGAUAGGAAGCCGCCCAAGACCUCCAGUGGGCCAGGCCGGCUGCGGGGGAGAAGUCCCUCUGCUCAGCAGUCCCAGGAUGUUGAAGACCAGUGUGAGGGGCCAGGAAUAUCCUCUUCCCGGAAAAAUCCUAAAACCCCAAGGAGGAUAAUGUUGGUUAAGAAUGGGGACCCUCGAUUCCAGCAGACAGUGGUCCUCAGUCACAGAGACACCAGGAGCCUGUCGGCCUUUCUCAGCAGAGCCGCGGGCCUUCUGCACUUCCCUGUGAAGCAGUUGUACACGCCCAGUGGGGAAAAGGUGGGUUCUCUGAAGGCUCUGCUGCGCAGCCCCUCGGUGCUGGUGUGUGCCGGCCAUGAGCCCUUCAGACCUCUGGAAGGUGCCAAAAGAAGUGGGACUGGAACUUUAGCGGGGCAGACUUCAAGGAACAAAAAUGGGAGCUGCGGCCCCAAGGCCAAGCCGAGCAUGACCCACUCAAGGUCCCGGCUGGGCAGCAGGCCGCAGCGGUCUUCCUUGCUGCCGGAGAGGGCUGGUCUCGGCGACCCCCUGGUGUCCCCGCAUCACACCAGGGUGGGCCCUGCUCCCGACAGGCACCCUCAGGACAUGCCUGCCCAGCUGGGUCCGUUGGUGGCCGGUGAUGGCGUGGAGAAGAAGGUGCACUUGAACGAGGACGGCAGCCUGUCUGUGGAGAUGAAAGUCCGCUUCCACCUACUUGGCAACAACAUGCUCCUGUGGUCCAGGAGGGCCGGGAGGGCCAGUGGGCAGGGCCCCGUUCCCAGGGAGGCUGACCCCCUUCACUGUGUGUGGGAGGGCCAACCUGGGGGCUCCUCGGAGCCUGGGACACAGGGGCUAGGGCCCCGAGAGGCAGGAUACACAGAAGCCUUUGAGCGAGGCCAGUGGCAGCCAGGGUCCGGAUAUGAGAUCUGGACGAACCCCCUGUACACUGCCCAGAGAGAGGGGACCGCCUCCUGGGGGAGGUCCCGGCGGGCCCAGCACUCCCCCUGCAGGGGCCCCUGGAGCCCAGGGGUGGCCGGCCGGAAAAGAAGCAGCAAGGACAGCGGCAGCCCUGCCUCCAGUGACAGAGCCCCCGAGGUCUCUGAGCCAAACUCCUGCUGCUCCCGGUCCCCAGAGGGCAGCAUGGGCAGCUGUGCCCUGCACCUGGCCUCCGGGGCUGUCCCCCAGAGAGGAUCAGGGUGGGGAGCUGGUGGCACACCCCAGGCUGCUGAGGGCCCAGGUCCAGAGGGAGCAGGGCCGGGCAGCAGGGGCCACUGCUGCCUGGAACCCAGGACCCAAGGAGUGGCAGGUGCUUUUUCUGAUGCCUCAGCGAGUGCCGGGGCUCAGGAGGAGUCCAGUGAAAGGGGAGAGCGGCACCAGGGCCACGCCAGCAAGACCAGGCCGGUGACUUCCCCACGGAAGGCCACCCCUGGGGCAGGACCCUGUUCCUCUACUGCGAAUCCCUCGUCUUUGAGGAACGAGGACCCACGGGCAGAGGGGAGUGAACAGGACAUUGGACCCCCGCAGCCCAAGAAUGGGUCUGGGAGGAGAUCGUCCCUGGCUUCGGGCCGUUUGGGCUCUGGGGACACUGCAGAAGGCUGCUCCCCGGCCUCCACCUGCACCUCAGCCACAGGCAGGAGAAGAAAGCAGGCGAGCAGAGCCAGUGCCGUGUCCUCACCCAGCAUUUCUGGCCUUGGCCGAGGGGCCCAGGGAGGCCGCCCCAGGCAGCACCACAGCCAGAGGCUCACACACUGUCGGCUCGAUUCCCCUGUGUCCAGGCCAAUGCUGGGGCCCCCCAGCACAGGCAGGCUCUGCCCAGCCUGCCCAGCACCACGCUUUUCUGGAAGCUCCUCUAGCGCCAGGAACCCGGCCUCCCGGGACCCAGGGCCACCCUCCUUGGCCUCUCCUAACUCCCGGGACGCACGAGGGGUCAGCAGUGUCCCCGUUACUCCUGUGAGCAGUUCAGACUGUGCUUCCAAUUUCUACCCCCCAUGCUCUCCCUCUGCCGAGACCGAGUUCAGGUCACACUCACUCUCCACCACAUCUGACCCUCUCAGCUCCCCAGGAGGUGGCCUGGGAGGAAAGGCAGGGGGCGUCCCCAAGGCUUCCCGGCCCUUGAGCCUGCCAGUUGGACAGCAUAAGGGGGGCAAGCCAGGAGCCCACCAAGGGGGCUGCGGCUCACAGAUGGGCACAUCCGGGGCCUGCAGGGCCCCCGGUGGAGAGACGCAGGCCUUGCUGGCCCCCCAGCCUCAGGGCAGCCAGGGGCCCCUCCCUGAGGCCUGCUUGGUGUGCAGGGGGUACAGUCCCACUCCGCCCAGGGCACGGCCCCCUGUCAGGAAACACGCUUCGUGCAGCAGCAACGGAGACCACGGUGCUCCCUGGGGGCCAGGGGGCGCCGAGCAGGGGGAGGAACCGCUAGACGUGCAGCGCCCAGGCCCCCCCGGAUCUCAGUCAGGGGGCACGGGGACAGCAGUCAGAGCAGCGAGAAGGGGCAGCCCCAGCCUAGGUCCCCGGCCUGGGAGAAGGUUCCAGGCUCAGGUCGCUGGUGGAGGGGAAGGCCUGGAAGAGCAAGAGGACAGUGGUCGCGUGACGCCGGGUGCUCUGCCCCGGGCCUCGCCAGAAGCCGUGGUCCGUGGAUGGCUGAGCAACAUCCCGGAGGAGCCCGUGCCCUUGAGCUAUGAGAUGGGGGAUGACAGCAUGGAGGCGGCUGGGGAUGGCCCGGAAGGCCCCACGGAGGGCCCUGUUGACACACAUCCCCCAGAAGGCCUGGAGGAGCCCAUUCAGGCUAGACGACCGUCCCUGGAAGGGGCCGCCAGCAAGAAGGCAGACCCAGAGGGAGCCCUCCUGGUGACUGGUGAGGCUGGUCCCCAGCCAGGAGAGGGUCUUCCUCCCAGCAGGGCCGCGGAAGCCCCCGAGGAGGCUGCAGCAGGUGAAGGGGCCACUGGGGACCGUGGAGGGGGCCAGUGUGUGCUUCCCCGCAGGGUCUCUGUCUCCAUACAGAUCAUGAAGGCGCUGAUGGGCUCCAAGCAGGGCCGGCCCAGCAGCCUGCCCGAAGUGUCCGGCCCGGAGGGCAGGAGGCUCAGCCACUCUGCCCGGGCCCUCAUCACCUGCCUCGCCAGGCUCCACUUCUUCAAUGAAGACCGUGGGUCUCCCGCCGGCAAGGCAAGGUUCACAGGCUCCUCUCGGUACCAGGAGCUCCUGAGCACCUUGCAGGCCUCGUGGCCAGGGUGUGGCCUCGGGCGGGGCGAGCCGGACUCCGGCUCCCAGGGGUGCAGCAGGAGCCAGGCUCUGUCAAGCCUCGGGCCCCACGCUGUGACUGAGGACUUCACACCAACGUCCUCAUCCGGCGUGGAUGUCGGGAGUGGUUCCGGAGGUUCGGGGGAGGGCAGCGGACCCUGUGCCGUGGACUGUGCCCUGGUCUCUGAAAGGGGAGAGCUGCCCUCGGAAGUCCCCUACCAGAGGCCUGAUUCCAGAACCUCAGAGAACCCAGAGGACCCGGGAAAUCAUGAGUCAGUUGGUUCCAUGGCCUCUUCAAGUCCCCAAGCAUGGGCUGGUGCCACCAGGAGGGACGAGGCAGGAGGAAGCAGCGGGGAGCAGGCGCAGGGCAGGGACCUGGACCAAAUAGUUGAAAACAGGAUGCAAGGAGAGGCGGUGCAGUUAGAGAAAACGCAAGAAGGAAAAGAAAGAGCAGAACCGCACGGAGAGGGUGUCCGUGGAUUUCCAGAAGAAGAGAGGACCACCGGGCAAGACUUAGAAGGGGCUGGCUCUCGGGGUGGGGCAAGUGCCCGGGAAGACGAGAGCGUGCAGGGAGAGGAAGCAGGAGGGGAGCCUGCCUCCGCCACGCUGCACCCUGCAGGGAGGGGAGAGAGGACCCUUGGCAGCCUCACCGAGAGAGACUCAAAUGCCAGCGGGAGCCAAAGCAGUCCCAGUGCUGAGCCUGGUUUGGAGACGCUGCCCAGAGCAGCUGACUCAGACCAUGAGCAAACCCAGGCCAAGUUCACCCAGGGGGCUGCGGAGAAGGGCACUUCUGUGGCUCACAGAGUGUCUCCGGACCCCGACCCGCUCUGGGUGUCCAGGCUGCUGAGGAAGAUGGAGAAGGCCUUCUUGGCCCACCUGGCCAGCGCCACGGCUGAGCUCCGAGCCCGCUGGAGCCUGCAGAACAACGACCUGCUGGACCAGAUGGAGGCUGAGCUGCAGCAGGACGUGAGCCAGCGGCUCCAGAGCAGUACCACAAAGGAGCUCCGAAAGAUCCAGAGCCGGGCGGGGAGGAAGGCGCCGGGGCCUCCCCGGGUAGCCCUCAGGUGGGAGACGUCCCUGCAGACAGAGCAGCGCAGGAGUCGCCUCCAGGGCCUGCGCAACCUCUCCGCCUUCUCUGAGCAGACCCGGGCUCCGGGCACCCCCUCGCUCUCCCUGGAUGAUGUGCCAAACCUCAGUGGAGCCCUGGAGACCCGGCUGGGUGGGGAGGCCGGCGGGGAGGAGUUCUGUCCCUGCCAGGCCUGCGUGAAGAAGAAAGUGACCCCUGUGUCCCCAAAGGACUCAAUGGGCGUAGCCAGGGCACCCAUCAAAGAGGCCUUUGACCUGCAGCAAAUUCUGCAGAAGAAAAAAGCAGGAUGUGCUAAUGGGGAGACAGCAGGCACGGCUCCUGAGAAGACCAGGAUGGAGCCGCUUCAGAGAGACCCCUCGGAGACAGGGACUGUCCAGGGAGCUGAUGGAGGCCUGGAGCUGGGGUUAGGCCGGGGCCCUGGGACAGAGGAGGGGGAUGAGGAUGUGGGCAGAGGUGAAGGUGCAGGAGGAGGAGAGGAGGAUGAGGCCGCUCAGAAGAGAGGAGGGAACACAGACCCCAGUGGAGGCCACCCCUCGGAGGCAGUGGGGUGGGAGGGGCAGGGCGUGGGUGACCAGGGAGAGAACAGAGAGCGGGGCUCUGGGGCGGAGGUCAGUGUGCAGAGCAAAGCCUGGGGAGGCGCUGACCGAAGUCCAGGAGGACAGAAUGACACCAGAGAGGUCCAGGACAUGGAAGGAGAGGGCCAGCCUGAGUCGGGAAGAGGAAAUCCAGGCGAGAAGGAAGUGGGUCCACAGGCUGGCCCCAGGCAAGGCCAGUCGGGUGAGGCUUCUGGAAACAGCAGCCCAGACAAAGAUGGGGGGCCCACACCACCCCCUGCCUCAGGUGGAGACACCCCAGGCCACAGGUCAGGCCGGAAAACAGGCCUCUCCUCAUCCAGCACAUCAUCUCUGGGAAACUGCUCGCAGCUCUCCCAGAAGGGCUCCGAGGAGGGGCCUUCAAAUGGAGACAUGAGCACGUUUGGAGAUGAGCCCAAGGGAGUCCCCAGCCCCGAGAGAAACGGCACAGGCGUGUCUCCAAAAAGCUUCACUUCUGCGCGAGAAGGGCCCUCCUUGGGCUCCGGGACUCCAGAGCGAGGGACAGACGACGGCCUGACUCCAGAGCCCAGAGCAGCCCAAGGCUCCGACUUAGGAGCUGAGACGAGAGUUACAAGUCUCUCUGGGACAGAAAUGAGGUCUGGCAACCUCGCCAGGGGCGGGACCUAUGGCUUUGGCCAGGACGACUUAGAUUUCUAG
Molecule: messenger RNA, 5877 nt
Organism: Eptesicus fuscus (big brown bat)
Lineage: Eukaryota; Metazoa; Chordata; Mammalia; Chiroptera; Vespertilionidae
Gene: RP1L1
Product: RP1 like 1
Exons: 3
Coding region: 1-5877 (1958 amino acids)
Biological process (GO): photoreceptor cell development; axoneme assembly; intracellular signal transduction
Cellular component (GO): axoneme
Source: RefSeq, a predicted model, not a curated record